AUGACGGACCUCUUUCAUCGCCAGCCGUUCCAGCGGCUGCCCGAGGAACUUGUCCAAGACGUACUCGAGCGCCUUUCCCACCGCGAUCAUGCAGCCUUCAGCCUCGCCUCGCACUGGUGCUAUCAAGCCGCUAUCCCUGUGAUCUGGCGCGAUGUGACUCUGCAGGACCGCCUCACAGAGCAUGAAGACGAUAGCGAGGACCAUCACGAUGACACGCCUCUACUACGAAAACUGUUAAUCAUCGCCACCAAGCCAACUAUCGGCGCAGCAGUUCAAGCCCUGACACACCGCUGUCACUUGCCGACCCCUGAUGUCCGCGAAGAGCUACGCAAAAGGCCAUUCAGCGGGAUGAUGUUGUCGCCCGACACGCGCACCACCAAGCUGAUCCAGCUCGCCGUAAAGAACAUGCCCAACGUGCACACGCUGCGCAUCGUGUUCGGCCACCCCAACAUCAAUGAUGCGCUGGUGCGUAGCUUCUUCGACCGCAAUCGCACCCCUAGCAUCCGCCACUUAUGGCUCGAGAAUUGUCGAAUCAGUGCUGCAUGGGAAUACACCAUCAACCGAUCCUCCCUUGCCGUGCCACUACAUCUUGACUUCUCCGGCCUUCAGAGUAUUCGCCUGCGCCGCCUGCCGCUUCGUUCUACAUACUCUCAAGACUGGCCAGCGGGACCCCAACUCGUUUAUUCCCGUUUCCCAUCCACGAAUCGCACGAUGCGGGAUGAGCUGGGCAAUUCCUGUAAGCGUACGGGGGAGUAUGAGCGUGUCAGGAACGGCUUUAGGUUUGUAAACCGAUGCGACGACAACAUCUACCGCACUCUCGCGCAGGAGAUGAAUCUUCCUCCAGAAGUGGCCGAAUGCGAACCAGGCACGAGUGACGAAGAGAGAGCAGAACUCGCUGCGCGGCGUCACCUUAUCGAUAUAGACUGGCUUGUCGAGCAGCAACCUGAGUAUCUAAAUCACUUCCCCCACCAUCACGAGAUCCCUUCAUCCGCACAAGUGGCAUUGGGACUCUUGCACAGCUGCAGCGCCACCCUAACCAACCUCUGUCUCGAUUCGGUCCUCACCAAACCUCUGAAAACCGACAUGCAAGCCGACCUUCUCAAAUGGCACGACAUGUUCGAGCGCUUCUUCUCCCUGCGCUUUCCGCACUUGCGUUCCUUUCAGGCCCGCACCGAUUUUGUCCAAGAUGAGUCUCUACCACGCAUUUAUCUAUUAGACUACUCGGAACUGUUGCAUAAGAGAACCUCCGGAAAUACGUCCACAGGGCCAAGUUUGUGCGCGCUGGAUUUCAUGGAAGCCCAUCCGAACCUCCAAUGCCUUGCGUGGCCCCUGGACCGCUUCUUCGCCUCGACGAAUUCCAAUCCUGCGAUCGCUGCGAGAGUCGAAGCAGUCACUGACAAACUCGGCCCCACGCUCGUCGAUCUACGCGUCAACGCUAAGAGUGGUCAGUGGCAGCAGCAGCCAAAGAAAAUGGAGUCCGUACAUGACCAAGAAGCUCGCCGUCGUCGUUUCAUCACCGACUUCGCCGCGAAUAUGACGCAGGUGCAAAGGAUUAAAAUUGAAGGCGGAGUGCCGCGCGACGAGAGCAGGGAGAUUCUUCGCGCGCUCCACCGAUGCUCUCUAAGCAAGAUCGUGAUCGCGGGAGUCGAGUCGCCCGUCGGCAACACUUGGGGCGCGGGCGGUGAAGAACUCGUAGAGUCGCUGGACCACCUUGACGACUUUGACACCAGUACCCUUCAAGCCGAACACGCCGAUUCCAUCCACGCCAUCGGCUCUCAACCACUAUCUCCCCCAGCCGCGAACUUCACCUUCACCCCCGUCUACGGCUGGCCACCAGGCCCACCCAUGCUGCACACCCUCGCCUCCUUCUACGCGUCGACACUUAAAGAGCUCAAGCUGUGCGGGCCCCUAGGCGCGCCUCAUUGCCACGCGCUGGAAUCUCUCACGCUCACCAUGUGGCUACCCACCGAAUUCGAAGAAAGACACCGCGGCGACGACAUUAUCGGGUCAUGGCUAGAUGCGCGCAACGCGAGGGACGCGACGCUCAGCUUACUCAGCGUGCGCAGCUCUUACGAGGGCGACGACGAGGAGGGCGGGUGGGACGAGGUGGUGGCGAGCAAGUAUGCGCCGGUGUCGCUUGCGGCGUGGGUUACGGAGUACAUUGGCAGCUUGCUGAGUGAGCGUGCGAAGGCGAGGGAGGGGGGUGUGAAUGUGCGGGUGCGCAUGCAUGUUGGGGACGGGCCGGGCAUCUUCGACAUCGAUAUGAGGAUCGCGAAAGAUGGGGCGAAGGGAGUGGAUGUGUGUCUUGGGUUUACGGGGCCGAGGGAGGAGUUUGAGGUUGAGAGACGAAUGGGGAAGUUGAGGAGUAGACGGUGGUUUGGACGAGGGGCUUCUCUGAUCUGGCGGCAGACUCAAGGGCUACGAAACAGGGGAAGCUGA
Neohortaea acidophila is the source of this 2439-nucleotide messenger RNA. RefSeq lists its product as uncharacterized. Lineage: Eukaryota; Fungi; Ascomycota; Dothideomycetes; Mycosphaerellales; Teratosphaeriaceae. The record is from RefSeq and is a predicted model, not a curated record. The transcript is spliced from 5 exons. Gene Ontology annotation, molecular function: protein binding. The coding region runs from base 1 to 2439 and encodes 812 amino acids.